Molecule: messenger RNA, 855 nt
Organism: Hevea brasiliensis (rubber tree)
Lineage: Eukaryota; Viridiplantae; Streptophyta; Magnoliopsida; Malpighiales; Euphorbiaceae
Product: protein PLASTID TRANSCRIPTIONALLY ACTIVE 7
Exons: 3
Coding region: 215-706 (163 amino acids)
Biological process (GO): plastid transcription
Cellular component (GO): plastid-encoded plastid RNA polymerase complex
Source: RefSeq, a predicted model, not a curated record
AGUGGCAGGUUUUCAGUUUUUACGUUCGAGGGUCUUUGCCGUCUCCGUGCGAUAUCCUAUCAAGAACUAGAGGGGCGAACUGGAAGGAGACCAUAAGCCUCUCCAAUUUUUGGGCUCUUUGGCUCUCACUGAGCCCGCAGAAUUCCCACCGUCCACCGCAAUAGCGGCACGUCAAUUCGGGCCAUUGGAAAUUUCCUAUCAAUCAACAAGCGCCAUGGCUAUAUCUACUCCACAGUUUGGUUUCUCUUCAAUUUCAAACCUAAGCCGUUCUUUUCCUCAAUCAAUUUUUUUUCCUCCCAAGAAGUCGCAGGUGGUUAUGCAACGGCAAAGCAAUGGAAGUGGUCGGCGAGUUUGGCGCGGGAGAAAAUUGAUGAAGAAGGAUGACAUGUUGCAUUAUAAAUUGGGGCGAAUUCCAUUCCUGGAGGAGCAGGUUAGGAAGGUACGAGAGGGGGGAGAGCUAUUGACAAUGGAUAUUGAGAGACUACUGCUAUCAGAAGACAACCGGUUUGAUUUUGUGAACGAGGUAGCAGCUGAGGCCAAAGAAUAUAUUGAGAGCAACAGAGAUGAGUAUGGAGGUAAGAAAAAGGCAAUCCUUCAUGUACUUACUAACCGCAUGAAUGAUGCUGGGUUUUACCGUAAAGAUGCAUAUGAGGAAUCUGACCCUUUCAAGCCUGGGCCUGGUUAUUUGAAGGAAGAGUUUACAUAAACUCCAAAAGUUAUAUAUGCUGCCGUAACAUUCUGCUGAACGUUGUAUUUUGUAAUUAACAAUGCAUAAUCUUAUCUUGUGAUAUUAUUGUCCUUGUUUGUUGUUAACGUGUCUGGAGUAAUGUUAUCUUAUACAUCUUAUUGGUUGCU